AUGGACAAAAUGGAGUACUCUGACAGUAGUAUGGGCUGCAAUAAAAUAUUCUCUAGUACUUCAAAUGUGAACAGUCAAGAGCGAACUCACACAGGAGAACUCCCAUACAAGUUCCCUACCUGUAAUAAGACUUUAGAUAAAGCGCACAGUCUCCAUGUGCAUGCGCCAAUUCAUACAGGGAAACGUCCAUACAAGUGCACCACCUGUAACAAAGCUUUCUCUGAUACCUCAUCUCUCCACGUGCAUGGGCGAAUUCACACAGGGGAACGUCCAUACAAGUGCACCACCUGUAACAAGGCUUUCUCUCGUACCUCAUCUCUCCACGUGCAUGAGCGAAUUCACACAGGGGAACGUCCAUACAAGUGCACCACCUGUAACAAAGCUUUCUCUGAUACCUCAUCUCUCCACAGGCAUGAGCGAAUUCACGCAGGGGAACGUCCAUACAAGUGCACCACCUGUAACAAGGCUUUCUCUCAAACCUCACAUCUCCACAUGCAUGAGCGAAUUCACGCAGGGGAACGUCCAUACAAGUGCACCACCUGUAACAAGGCUUUCUCUCAAACCUCACAUCUCCACGUGCAUGAGCGAAUUCACGCAGGGGAACGUCCAUACAAGUGCACCACCUGUAACAAGGCUUUCUCUCAAACCUCACAUCUCCACGUGCAUGAGCGAAUUCACGCAGGGGAACGUCCAUACAAGUGCACCACCUGUAACAAAGCUUUCUCUCGUACCUCAUCUCUCCACAGGCAUGAGCGAAUUCACGCAGGGGAACGUCCAUACAAGUGCACCACCUGUAACAAGGCUUUCUCUCAAACCUCACAUCUCCACGUGCAUGAGCGAAUUCACGCAGGGGAACGUUCAUACAAGUGCAUCACCUGA
Schistocerca piceifrons (Central American locust) is the source of this 879-nucleotide messenger RNA. RefSeq names its product zinc finger protein 239-like. Gene Ontology annotation, biological process: regulation of transcription by RNA polymerase II. The record is from RefSeq and is a predicted model, not a curated record. NCBI's taxonomy places the organism in Eukaryota, Metazoa, Arthropoda, Insecta, Orthoptera, Acrididae. The transcript has a single exon. The coding region runs from base 1 to 879 and encodes 292 amino acids. Gene Ontology annotation, molecular function: DNA-binding transcription factor activity; RNA polymerase II cis-regulatory region sequence-specific DNA binding.